AUGUCUCGUAGAAAUAUUCAACGUCGUCCAUCGAUCAUAUUCGUAUCAGACGAAGAGACUGAUGAGAAAAAUGAUACUGUAAUGGACACAGAAUUUUCUACACCAAUGGCACAAUAUGUUCAUUCAGAUGUAAUACAAAUAAAUGAACGACAAUCAGUUCUACCACUAUCGACACCAAUACGUUCAUCAGCUCGAAGACAGCGAACAACAACAACAGCAACAACAACAACUACUACUACAAGAUCACAAGGAUUUGAAGUGAUCGAGUUAGUAACACCAAAAAAAUCACCGACUAUUCAUUGUCAACCAAAUUAUAUACCACGUACAAUUCAUUUUUUUAAUCAACAACGUUUAUCAAUUUUACCUAAAUUUCCAACAACAGGUAAUACUACUAAUAUACAUUUAUUAUUAGCCAAUGUACCUAUGGCUCAAUUAUCAUCCGAAGAAUUGGCACGUCGUCAAACUGGUCAAUAUAAACCACUCUUUACAAUUUCAAAUUAUGAUCCGUCAGUAUCAUCAUUUAUGGUUAAUAAUUAUUAUACAUAUUUUGGUCCCAUACUUGAACGUUUCAAGGUUGAUGUAGCCAUUUUAGAUUAUAAUUAUGGACUUUUAAAAAAUUAUCUUAAAUUAUACCGUAGUGCUCGUCUACAAAUUCUAUCAACUGAGAAAUUUUCAGAAGAUCAAUUCUAUUUAAGUGAUACAGAAUUUCCACAAUUAUUUGAAUUCUUUUUACAAAUGGAUGUUGAUCUUUUCUAUAUGAAAACAUGUUCCUUUCGUGAUGCACAACCAAGAUCAAUAACAGAAGGUAUAUUUUGUUUAAACAUACCUGAUUGUCUUUAUACAAUGUCAAGAUGUGGUGAUUGUAAUUUAUGUCAACAAUCAAAUGAUAUCAAUUAUCGUCAACAAGCACCAGUCUUAUUUAAUCGUUAUGAAAGACAUCGAUUUGUUAAUGGCUAUGAAUCAAUAUUAAAUUGUCCGGCAACAUGUCAUACAAAAAAUUAUAUUUAUGUUCUAACAUGUGUAUGUGGUCAAUUUGAAUUUAUUAGUGAAACAAAAUUUGCAUUAGAUGUUCGAUUACGUGGUCAUCGUUUUAUUGGUAACAAUCUUAUACGUAAAUUUUUAGUUGGUGAAAACAAUCUUAAACAUAUUCAACUUACACAAGAACAAUCAACGCCAUUACACAAAGAAAAUAUGUUAUUAUAUCAACAUUCAAUGCAAUGUUCAGCAGCUAUACAAAUGUUUUUAAAUAGAAAUGAAGAUUAUUGGAGAUUUGUACCAUUGCCAAAUGAGCAAGCUAAUCAAGAUAAUGCUCGUUAUCAAAAUAUGCGAGCAACAACAGCAACAACAACAACAACAACAAGGACGAAUAUUCGUCCAAAUCAGACUAUUGAAAAAUAUCUUCAGAAUAUAAGAAAACCACCACAAGGAUAUAAAUUUUCAAAACGUCAAAUAGAACAACAAAUUGAAUUCUUUGAAAAAAAUAUGAUUAAAAAUCCAUUUCAUGAACAGAUUGAUAUUUAUCAUGCAGCUAUUAUUGCUGUUUUACCACCAAA
Rotaria sordida is the source of this 1553-nucleotide messenger RNA. The record is from the annotation of a GenBank genome assembly. Lineage: Eukaryota; Metazoa; Rotifera; Eurotatoria; Philodinida; Philodinidae.